This is a messenger RNA of Cololabis saira (Pacific saury), 1981 nucleotides long. It is a transcript of the gene fmoda, whose product is annotated as fibromodulin a. NCBI's taxonomy places the organism in Eukaryota, Metazoa, Chordata, Actinopteri, Beloniformes, Belonidae. The transcript has 6 exons. Bases 165 to 1214 code for a protein of 349 amino acids. Gene Ontology annotation, molecular function: protein binding. The record is from RefSeq and is a predicted model, not a curated record.
GGAAGGAGAGCAGAGAGGGGAGGAAAGUUUUAUAAAACAGUGCUUUUCAGAGUCCCCUCCAGUCUGAGCACGCACAGAGAGAGAGAGAGAGUGAGAGAGAGAGAGGGACAAAGAGGACCAGUCUGCCUGAUCAGACCUAAGUGAAGAACUGUGUGGCUGCAACGAUGCGUUCGGAGAUUGUAGUCCUCUUGUCUGCUCUGCUUCCACUCUGUCUCUCGCAUGGAUGGGACCCUCUCAGCUGGGUGUUUCGCAGGCAAGGCCAAGGACAAUAUUUAAGCUCCCUGCAGGCAGACGCCGCCGGAGGGGCCUGUCCUGAUGAGUGUGACUGUCCUCCAUCCUACCCUGUUGCCAUGUACUGUGAUGGGCGGGGCCUGACGGCAAUGCCAGCUAUUCCCUCCCGUAUCAAGUAUCUGUACCUCCAAAACAAUGCCAUUACUGCUGUCCCAGACUCCGCCUUAGACAACGCAACCAGUUUGGCGUGGCUCCUGUUGCAUCACAACCAGCUAACCUCUGAUGCUAUUGGCCAGAAGGUGUUUUUGAAGUUGGAGGGACUGCAGCGUUUGUAUCUACAGCACAAUAAUUUGACCAGCAUUCCUCCAAACCUUCCUCGCUCUCUGCAAGACUUGCGAAUAAACCAUAACCAGAUUAAAAAGGUUACACCUGCUGACCUGGAGGGAAUGGACAACCUGACCAUCCUGGAACUUCAUGGCAAUGCAUUAUCAGAAGUGGGCACAUCCCUGAAGGCACUCAAAUCCCUGACAUUUCUGGAUAUUAGUGGCAACAAGUUGACAAAGGUCCCAGACGCUCUCCCUGAACAUCUGCACCAGCUGUACCUGGAGUCCAACUCCAUUGACUCUCUACCUGAAGGUUUCCUCAGUGGUUUAGCGCAGCUGCAGUACAUCAGGAUGGCCCACAACCUGCUCUCAGAUAAGGGUAUCCCUCCCAACACUUUUAAUGUGACAGGGCUGGUGGAACUGGACUUGAGCUUCAACAAACUGGAGAGAAUCCCUUCUGUCGGCACCACACUGAAGCAUCUUUAUCUGCAAGCCAAUCAGAUCAAAGAGUUCACUCUGGGGAGCUUCUGCCGCACCGUGGAUGUGUCAAACUUCUCCAAACUGCAAACCCUCCGACUGGAUGGAAACGAGAUCGGUCGUGACGACAUCCCUUCAGAGUCGGCCCUCUGCCUGCGCCAGGCCUCCAGCAUUGAGAUCUAACCAUUUCAAACAUGUGAAGACAACGUCACAUGUGCCACAGCGGGAGUCGAUCAUAUAAUGUGAUGUUUGAUGUUUGUGCAGGCGUGAAACUUUACUAAACCUUUUUUACAGUAUUACAGAACAGGUGCUAAUUCCAUUCAAACAUAAGAGCAUUCAUCUCAGUAAGAUUUAUCUAGGUUAGAUAAAAUAAAUGUAUCCUCAAAAAACAGUAUAUAAGCUUAAAAAGCCGUGAACCAUUUGUGACAUUUAUGUGAUCCUCAUCUUUGAUACAUUAUAAUGUGAAUACCAUUAACCAGUAUAAUCAAAGUUUGUAUCAUUUUAAAGAUUUUGAUGAUCUUUUUUUCAUCUGAAAAUGUGAUUACCAUCAUUUUGUAUUAAGUAUAAGGUGAAUCGUAUCAUUAUUAUUAGCUAUAGUACAGUAAAGGACUCUUGCAAGUCCAGUGAAUGGAAAUAUCCUUCCAGUCGGGUACAGGUUAUUGUCUUUGUGAUGAAAAUGCUAUCUCUUCAAGCAUUUGAUAAACAUAUAUAUUUUUUGGCACUUUCUUUAUUUCUUGAAAUAAAUAAAAUAUUUGAUUUAUGCGUGGGGGCAAAAUAAUCUCAUUUAAUCAGAGAUGCAGGGCUGUUUGUCUUGGAGGUGAGGAGUUAUGUUCCAGGCUUUACUCUCAUUGACUGUACGCAUGACAAGGACCUAUGCAUCAUAAGGAUCAUCAUGUCGAUUACUGAUUUCUUUGUUUUCUGAGAUGAUCAAAUAAAUAAAGGAUGCCACC